AUGCCGCCCUCCAAAACAACCAACAAGAGAAACGGCCACCGUGUGCCUCAUCGAGCAAAGAAGCCAAGAGACGGGUCGCCCGUGUACAUCAACGUCGACAGCGACAGCCAAGACGACGACGACGACGACGACGACGACGACGAGCAGUUCACGACUCCGGCCGCCGAAUCCAUCCCCGAUGCUCCCCCUGCCGCUGCUGCUGCUGCCGCGGCGGCGACGACGACGCCUUUGAUCGGAGACGCACAGCCAAGCAUCGAUCCGCUAGAGUGGUACGAAGCAGCGUGGUCCAACAACUGCCACAACUUUGUGCAGAUGCGACGCCGGUGCCGCGCCCGUCUGCUGGGCAAGCGCAAACGGAGCAAAAUGUCAGACACCACCACCGUCGUCGAUCGCCGCGUCAAGCAGAAGGCGGCACGUGCCGUCCAGGCUGGUGUCGACGGGCAAGGGGAGGAGGUGGUGGUCGUCGGCGAUUCGUCGGAUGACGACGACGACGACGACGACGACGACGACGACGACGACGACGACGACGACGACGACGACGACGAGAUGAAAGACGAUGCACCGAGGCGAUGCGGGGACAUCGAACCGCAAUCGACAUUCGACGAAAGCAUCACCACGCCCUCUCCCCCGCCGCCACACCGCCGCCGCCGCCGACGACGACGAGAGCGGAUCUUGCGCACCCCCUCUGCGUCUCCGCUCCCAACCCUGCCGGUCCGAGCGGAUAAAGAGGUACGGCCGCACCCGCUCGAGUCGCAACUCGCCAACUUCUACACGCGUUUCGGCCUGCGUCUCGUCUGCUGUCGCGACGAUGGCCAAGACGACGACGACAUCGACGGCAGCGGCGGCGGCAAAAGGUUGUGCGAGACGUCCCUCGAGGUUUGGAUGCGCGUAUUUGUGUCUCGGUUCACCGAUUUGAUCGACGAGUACCGACACCGCAGCGUUUGCCUUGGUGCGCCGGCCGUCCAGGAUGAGGGUGCGGCUGAAGGCAACGCCGAAGGCGAGGGCGAAUAUGAAGACGAAGGCGAGGGCAAAGGUGCGGGCGAGGGCACAGGACAAGACAACGGCGACGAUAACGGCACCAACGACGACGAAGACGACCAAGAGGCAGCAGCGACGAGCGUGUGGCUUCGCCGAGUCGAAUGCGUCAAGUCGCUACUGCAAGAGAUCCUGACUGCCCAUUCGACAGCGGUCAGCAAGAGAGAGCAGGGGAUCGAGACCCCGCUCGACGUCCACGACACCGUCAUCAAUGACAAUGUCGAAGAGAAAGAGGCCGAUGCCGACGACGACGACCUCAGGGACGACUGCGCCCUCGUCCUCGACCGCGUCGAGCGCUGGCUCUACUUUGGCAUCGCCCGCUUGUGGACCGACGAAGAGUCGGCCCUUUUCAAACGCAGAUGGUGCCGCAUCUAA
This is a messenger RNA of Pseudozyma flocculosa PF-1, 1410 nucleotides long. RefSeq lists its product as uncharacterized. The coding region runs from base 1 to 1410 and encodes 469 amino acids. The record is from RefSeq and is a predicted model, not a curated record. The transcript has 2 exons. NCBI's taxonomy places the organism in Eukaryota, Fungi, Basidiomycota, Ustilaginomycetes, Ustilaginales, Ustilaginaceae.